Pteronotus mesoamericanus is the source of this 2425-nucleotide messenger RNA. RefSeq names its product zinc finger MYM-type protein 5-like. The coding region runs from base 28 to 2268 and encodes 746 amino acids. NCBI's taxonomy places the organism in Eukaryota, Metazoa, Chordata, Mammalia, Chiroptera, Mormoopidae. Gene Ontology annotation, molecular function: zinc ion binding. The transcript has 7 exons. The record is from RefSeq and is a predicted model, not a curated record.
AAUGUGGACCUGAUUAAUGAACAGACAAUGUCACACUUUAGAAACAUUUUGAAAAAUAGACAGAAACAAGUUUCUCUUAAUAGGUUGUUAGUUAAUCUCCCUAAAUCUGAGUCUCCAACAGUGUUCGGUGAAGCCAAGAGACAGAAAACAGAGGAAUCCCCUGAGAAAUCACCUGAAAUUGUCUUGGAAGAGGACCCUACUUCCUCUACCUCACCACUAUCCCAUUAUGCCAGGAACUUCUCUCAGUACAGGUUCUUUGGCAUGAACACAGCAGGAGAAUUAGACUUGAUGGAACAGACUCCUGUGUUAUUAGGGAAUAAAGCCAUGGCAGCUAGUCUUAUAGAAGUAGGAAAUUCACUUGGUGAUCCAGCUAGUCCUGUAGUGAAUAGCUCUAGAACCUCAGCAGUGGAAGAUGAUGAUGAUGAUGAUGAUGAUGAUGAUGUUGUGUUUAUUGAAUCUAUACAUCCUCCUUCCACUUCUUCGGCAAUAGCCGAUCAAAGAAAUUUUAUAUUUGCUUCAUCAAGAAAUGAAAAGCUACAAGGAAAUUAUUCCAUAAUUCAUUCUUCCUCAAGAGAUUUGGCUUCUCAGAAGGGAAAUGUAAGUGAGACAAUUGUUAUCGAUGAUGAAGAGGACAUAGAAACAAAUGGAGGAGAAAAGAAAACUUUUUCCAGUUUUACUGAAUGGGGACUUCCAGUAACUAAAAACAGAACCAAAGAUGUGGAUUUCUCCACUCCCAGUCUUUCAAGAAGAAAGACCAAGACUGGAGUAGGACCUUUUAAUCCUGGUAGAAUGAAUGUGGCAGGAGACGAAUUUCAGAACGGAGGAUUUGCAACUCAUCAUAGUCCUGAUUCUUGGAUCUCCCAGUCAGCAUCAUUUCCACGUAAUCAGAAAAAGCCAGGGGUGGAUUCUUUAGCACCAGUGGCCUCACUUCCCAGACAGAUUUGCCAGCCUUCAGCCCAGCAGCAACUUACUAAACCAGCUAAAAUCACUUGUGCACACUGCAAAAAUCCUUUACAGAAAGGACAGACAGCUUAUCAACGGAAAGGAUCAGCUCACCUCUUUUGUUCUACCACCUGCCUUUCCUCCUUCUCUCAUAAGCGUACUCCAAAGAAACGCAAUAUAACGUGUAAAAAAGAUGCACCUACAAAAAGGGCUAAUGUUGUUCCUCGAGUGCAGUCGAACCAGCCUCUCCAAGAAUUCUCUAGUUCAUACUGUGUGUCUCCAUACGAAGACAACCAGAGUCUCAGAAAAAGAAUUCUGAACAAAUCAAGAUGUACAAUCUGUAGUAAACUAACAGAGAUUCGCCAUGAAGUCAGCGUUAAUAAUGUGACACACAAACUAUGCAGUAACCACUGCUUUAAUAAGUACAGGUUGGCUAAUGGCUUGAUAAUGAAUUGCUGUGAACAGUGUGGAGAGUACCUGCCCAGCAGAGGUUCUGGAAACAGUGUCCUGGUGAUUGAUGGCCAGCAGAUGAGAUUCUGCUGCCAAAGUUGUGUUAAUGAAUAUAGACAGAUUGUAGAAACAAAAUCAAAAAAAUUGUCCACAUCAGAAAACAGAAAAAGGGAUGCCGUUAGAGAAGAAAAUGAAAGAAAAUUACAUGGAUCAUUUAAUAUACUUUUGGAAAAAAUAGAGGGACUACCAGAAAAAAAGGAAAAGACUUCAGAGUCACAGGUAUCAGCAGAAUGCAGCACAGAUGCAUCACGAACCAGACAGGAUGUGAAUUUACCUACUUCUGUGUCUACCAUAGCUGAUACAUUUCAAGAGCAACUGGAAGGGAAAAAAUCAGAGGACUCCACUCGACCUAUUGUGCUUUCUGCAGAUCCAGGCACAUGGCCACGAAUUUUGAAUAUUAAACAACGGAGUAUUCUUGUUGAAAAUGAUCCACCUCAAGUAAGAAAUUUUAACUUUCCAAAAGACAAUACAGGGAGGAAGUUUUCAGAAACUUACUAUACACGAAUUCUUCCAAAUGGUGAAAAAACCACUAGGUCCUGGUUACUUUAUUCAACCUCAAAAGAUUCUGUGUUUUGUCUAUAUUGCAAACUCUUUGGGGAAGGAAAAAAUCAGCUGAAGAAUGAGAGUGGGUGCAAAGAUUGGCAGCAUUUAUCACAUAUUCUUAGCAAACAUGAAGAAAGUGAAAUGCACAUCAACAACAGUGUUAAGUAUUCAAAAUUAAAAUCUGAUUUGAGAAAAAACAAAACUGUUGAAACCGCAGAACAUAAAGUAUAUGAGAAUGAGAACAGUGAGGGUGUGCUGUUGCUGUACACCUGAUAUACCUGACAGGAUCUUAUGUUCAUCUCAGAGGAUAUCUGUACCUAACAGUUAAUACCAUUGUGUCGUGAGGCACCUACACAGAGUAACUCAACUGUUAUUAGCAAUAAGCAUAAUAGCAAAUAAAUAAUAAAGAAUGUUUCUUUCCCAAAUUGUA